AUGACAGCGGUGACACCCACCUACGCCGUCCUCGGCAGCACAGGCAACUGCGGUACUGCUCUGAUCCAGAAUCUCCUCCAAGAUAGCUCCGAGGACGCCCACAUUCACGCCUACUGCCGCAAUGAAGCCAAGCUACGCCGGCUGCUCCCCGAAACAGUGGACAACAAACGCGUCCGCGUGUUCGCCGGCAGCAUCGUCGACGUGGGCCUGAUGGUUUCCUGCAUCCGCGGCACCCGGGCCGUCUUUCUAACGGCCACGACCAACGACAACAUCCCCGGGUGCCGGGUCAGCCAGGACAGCGCGGCGACGGUGAUCCAGGCGCUAGAGCGCCUCCGGGAUGAAUCCGAGACGGUGGGUGCGGGCAAGGGCAUGGUCGUGCGAGCUCUCCCGCGGCUGGUGCUCCUCAGCUCGGCGACCAUCGACGACCACCUGGCGCGCCACAUGCCUACGUGGUUCCGGCCGAUCAUGCUGGCGGCAGCGUCGCACGUGUACCGCGACCUAGAGUUGGCUGAGGGCCUGCUGCGGGCGCAGGCCGACUGGGUGGCGACCGUGUUCAUCAAGCCGGCGGGCCUGUCGCCGGACGUGGCGCGCGGGCACCGGCUGACACUGGACGAGGAGGAGUCGUUUAUCAGUUAUUUGGACCUGGCGGGGGGCAUGAUUGAGGCCGCGCGGGAUGAGGGGGGCCGGUAUGAGGGCCGGAAUGUGGGCGUGGUGAAUGCGAAGAGGGGAGUUGGCGCCAGGUUUCCCAGGGGCACGCCCAUGUGUAUUCUGAUGGGGCUGUUGAGGCAUUUCUUUCCGGUGCUGCAUCCGUAUCUUCCAUCGACUGGGCCCGCGUAG
Molecule: messenger RNA, 837 nt
Organism: Dichotomopilus funicola
Lineage: Eukaryota; Fungi; Ascomycota; Sordariomycetes; Sordariales; Chaetomiaceae
Exons: 1
Coding region: 1-837 (278 amino acids)
Source: RefSeq, a predicted model, not a curated record